Coffea eugenioides is the source of this 821-nucleotide messenger RNA. RefSeq names its product 60S ribosomal protein L28-1-like. Gene Ontology annotation, cellular component: cytosolic large ribosomal subunit; ribosome. The record is from RefSeq and is a predicted model, not a curated record. Gene Ontology annotation, molecular function: structural constituent of ribosome. The coding region runs from base 114 to 545 and encodes 143 amino acids. Lineage: Eukaryota; Viridiplantae; Streptophyta; Magnoliopsida; Gentianales; Rubiaceae. The transcript has 4 exons. Gene Ontology annotation, biological process: translation.
UAAGCAAAUUUAACACUGUCACCCCUGAACUUCCAACUCUUCACCUUGAAGCCGUCGCAGCAAAACCCUAGAAAACUCUACAGCCUCGUUUUCCCUGUUUUCCGGGUGAGGAAAUGGCGACAGUACCGGGGCAGCUGAUAUGGGAGAUCGUGAAGAAGAACAACUCCUUUUUGGUUAAGGAGUUUGGCAACGGCACCGCUAGCGUCAAGUUUACCAAGGAGCCCAACAAUCUUUGCAACCUCCACUCUUACAAGCAUUCUGGAUUGGCAAACAAGAAGACAGUGACCAUUCAUCCAGGGGGCAAAGAUCAGUCUGUGUUGCUUGCUACAACAAAGACCAAGAAACAGAACAAGCCCGCAGCUUUGUCUAACAAGUCUGUCAUGAAGAAGGAGUUCCGUAGAAUGGCCAAGGCUGUGACAAACCAGGUGGCAGAUAACUAUUACAGGCCUGAUCUGAAGAAGGCUGCUCUUGCAAGGUUGAGUGUUGUUCACAGGAGCCUCAAGGUUGCCAGGUCCGGCGUUAAGAAGAGGAAUAGACAAGCAUAAGGCAUAGAAAUGUCAUUUUCAAAGUGUAGCAGUGAAGAGCUGUGUUUUGCUCGUUUUUCAUUUUGGAUUUUGGUUUUAAUACUUGGCUGCUUUUUGGGUUCUAGAGUCUCUAAAAUUUUUGUUUCCGACCUUUCUAUAUUUUUCUUCUUGAGCUAUGGAUGAAAAUAGUUAUGAACCCAUGUUGGUUGCGUAGUUUAUGGAGCAGAUAUUUGUUUCUGUACCAGUUUCAUCAAUCACCACUUAAAACGACGACCUUUUUCUAGGGAAUUGAUGAUA